AUGCACGGUUUUCAGAUCCCGGCCCACCAUCAGACUCUUGUCUACUCCGAGGUCGAUGGCCACGAGAUCAAACUGGAUUAUUGGCUGCCCCGUAACGCCAAUGGAGCGUUGCCAGCGGUGAUUUACUAUCACGGUGGUGGAAUGACGGCGGGCUCGCGUCGGUCCUUUGACUUUCCCCAUGGAAUGCACACAUUGGAUCAGAUCGAUGAUGCAAAGGCCCUUUUUCAAUAUCUGGGCGGACGGUUUGGAAACGAGUUGCCCGACGGUAUUUCCCUGUCGACGAAUCGUAUAGCGGUCACAGGAUCCUCGGCUGGUGCAUAUUCGGCGCCCUUCGGCCUGGCUGGUGACUUGCUGCUCGACCACUGGUUGACUCCAAGACCAGCUACUUCUCUUGGCCAGCUUGUGAGUUUAGAUAAAGUGCCUGAAUUCCUCGCACACAAGACUAUGGUCAGCGAUGAUCAGCAGUUCGACUUCAAAAAGAGUCGUUUCGCGCUUACUACUCGUUGGGAAUUGGACGGCACCAUGCUGGACAACAUCUUUGGCCAACCUGGGCUUGGCAAAGAGCUAUUGGCCGUGGAAAAAGAGCAGAGAGGAGAUGUCAUCCCCUCGAAAUUGAAGCCGGCCUUCCCACAACUUUUCGUGUCGAGGGAUUAUCCCCCGUCAGUCUUCGUUCAUGGCACACUAGAUGAGGUUGUGCCCAAGGAAGAAAGCAUCAACCAACACAAGCAGCUUGAAGAUCUGGGUGUCAAGUCGAAAUUCCUGCUUGUGGAGGGUGCAGGUCAUAGCCUUAUUAAUCCCACAUCCGGCUUCCCGCCGAAGAUGGCCAAGGGCGCCGACGAGGCUUACGAGACGGCGUUUCGCUUCAUUGUCGAGGUAAUUAGCAGUAUCCAGUAG
Neoarthrinium moseri is the source of this 894-nucleotide messenger RNA. RefSeq lists its product as uncharacterized. The record is from RefSeq and is a predicted model, not a curated record. Gene Ontology annotation, biological process: proteolysis. The transcript has 4 exons. NCBI's taxonomy places the organism in Eukaryota, Fungi, Ascomycota, Sordariomycetes, Amphisphaeriales, Apiosporaceae. Gene Ontology annotation, molecular function: serine-type peptidase activity. Bases 1 to 894 code for a protein of 297 amino acids.